Molecule: messenger RNA, 873 nt
Organism: Paraphaeosphaeria sporulosa
Lineage: Eukaryota; Fungi; Ascomycota; Dothideomycetes; Pleosporales; Didymosphaeriaceae
Product: 30S ribosomal protein S13
Exons: 4
Coding region: 355-732 (125 amino acids)
Biological process (GO): translation
Cellular component (GO): ribosome; mitochondrion; small ribosomal subunit
Molecular function (GO): RNA binding; structural constituent of ribosome
Source: RefSeq, a predicted model, not a curated record
UGGCUGUGAGUGUGCCAUGCAUUGCCUGAACAUGCGUCGUGGACGCGUGCUUACCUUUGGCCGCCUCCGAGCUCUGCGCAAAGAAAGCAAAGGUGAUGGUAAGAAUCAGCAGGGCUGACACGACGAUCCGCUGAAGAGAAGACAUGAUGCCUGGAUGACCACAGUCUAAUUGGGGUCGUGGGGUUUUAAGCACAGAGGAGCAAUGGUGGCCGCUUCCUGAAACGUGGUGCGUUCCCGCGAUAGGCGUCCUUAGUCAGCACCUUUCCGCUUUGCUCUCUGGCGAUCCUGGUCAAACAGCGCCGUUCAAACUUUGACGCCAGCACAGCAGCAUAGGCUGCGAUCCUCACAGACGACAUGCCUUUCAUCUCCAAUAUCAACUUCACCGAAGGGACGCUCGUCAAGCGAUCCCUCGAGACUUUCUUUGGCAUCGGCCCUAAAGUGUCGCAAAGCAUCAUGGCGCGCUUCCACAUCCAGCCUUGGGCGAAGGUCGGCAGCCUCAAGGCCAGCACUCUCCUCGACCUGACUGCCGAGCUGUCAAACAUGAAGAUCGAAAACGACCUACGAAGAGAGAUCCAGGACAGCAUCAUACGAUUGAAGGAUAUGGGAUCGUACCGAGGACGACGACAUGCGAUGGGGCUGCCCGUGCGCGGACAGCGGACGAGAACACAGAUUGCGACUGCGAGGAAGUUGAACAGGACGCUCCGAGGCGGAGACGGAAGAUUGGGGAUGUAAAGAUGGCGACCCGCCUUGCACGAUAUUGUAUGACAUUGUAUAAUAUUGUAUAACAUCAACCUACCCUUUGAACCCCUCGGGAAAGGUGGCCAUCAUCGUAUAUUCCGCACGUUCCUCCCAGCCUUGCUAUCGACUAGAUCG